Molecule: messenger RNA, 953 nt
Organism: Arachis ipaensis
Lineage: Eukaryota; Viridiplantae; Streptophyta; Magnoliopsida; Fabales; Fabaceae
Product: RPM1 interacting protein 13
Source: RefSeq, a predicted model, not a curated record
AACGGUAGUCUGGGGCGAUGUCUUGAAUUCCGAAAAUAUCCCAAUUUGAAAUUCGAUCCUACUAUUUAAACUGAGACUGCAUCCCCCACUUUCUCCCUCACCCAUUCUAAAUUCUCUCCAUUUCGAAUUGAUCAAGUCGGUGACAACACCAGAACGCUGCUUGUGUUCGGUGUUAAUGGCAGUGAAAAGGAAGAAAACGGAGUCGUGCAAUUCGAGCGGGAAAAGGGGGGAAGCCAAUGAAAAGAAGCAGAAGAAGAAGGAGGCUUCUCCUUCUCCACCAACACCACCACUACGAGAACGAGAUGAUGGAACACCAGUGAGGGCCAUUGCUUGUCUCAAAAUGCACCAUGAUAUGAAGCGAUUCGAGGAAACCGAUGAUUGCUUCAUCCUUGGAUUCGAUCCUUACGAGCCUGUUUCCCUCUCGCAAGAUGACGGCGUCGAUAUCUCUGUUGUUGCUGAAAAGGGACAGGUGGCUUGUAGAGAUUACCCGCAUUCAAGACAUCUGUGUAUCAAGUUUCCAUUCAAGACAACAUCUCACGAGAAACACUGUGAAUUGUGCUACUGUUAUGUCUGUGAUAUUACUGCACCUUGUAAAUACUGGAGGACCAUUGAGGGUCAUUGCCAUGCAGAGAAUACCACUGUCUGGAAGGAUGUAAGGCAGGGUAUGAGGCACAGCAAACGUAAUUCACAGAGGUCAAAUGGUAUUUGAUGUAUUAUGCAGCUGUCAAACUCUACCUUAGAAUUUGUCAUUAUGGUGGGUUCCCUGUAAUUUUGGGAUCUAGGGUACAGGAUGGGAUGUAUAAGGUUCUCCCUCAAGAUAUGAUUUCUAAUCCUAAUAUGAAAAGUUGGUAUGAUAUAUAUCAGGGUCUCAAGUUAUAUUCUUGUGCUUAUAUAGAGGUGUAGUAUAAAUCUUAGACUGAAUGCCAAAGCAUUAUAAAAUGAAAAAUGUUAUG